Molecule: messenger RNA, 1902 nt
Organism: Arabis nemorensis
Lineage: Eukaryota; Viridiplantae; Streptophyta; Magnoliopsida; Brassicales; Brassicaceae
Source: the annotation of a GenBank genome assembly
AUGGCGACUCGUCGCAGAGAGUACACACGGAAGACAAGGACUGUUCAAGUGCGGAAAUGCUGGCCGUUCUCCGGAGAUCUUAUUCAAUCGGUUCUUCCUCCGAUCACCGUCGCUAAAUUCCGGUGGUGGUCGCAUGAGCUAACUUCGCUUCUAGCGAAAUCUCCGGUGACGGUAGACGAUUCCGAGCCGGCGUUUCGUCGGAAGCCCAAACCUAAGUCUAGACCGUGUAAGAAACGCUCCAUCGUCGAGAUUUUCGCGGCGGCGCCGCCGAUUCAGUUACCUCGCAGGGAAGAUGAAAGGGAUGACGAUUCGGACGUUUUAAUGGGGGGAAAGAGAAAGAGAACGAAAGAUCUUAUGGUGAAGAAGAAGAAGAUUAAAAGCAAUAAGUCCAAAGAUUCCGGCGACCGGAAAUAUGCUAACAAGGUUAAAAAUUGCAAAGAACAAGUUGGAGAAAUUGUGGAUGGUGGUGAGAAAUGUAGUCUUGGUGUUAAUGGAAGCUCUGGUGUUAUGUUUCUUAGUAGCAACAAGGAUGGAUCAGUAAGAAAAGAUCAGGAUUCUGAGUUUCAGAUUCCUGGGAUUUUGAAGGCGAAACGAAAAGUUUGCUCUGUGAGGAAUUCUGAUAAGUGGAAAAUUUAUGCUCCUCAGUGUUAUGAGAGGCAUGUCAGGUUCUCUGAUCCAGCUCAGCUGAAGAAAGAUUUCGCCUCUAUGGAGCUUUGCUGCUUGGAAAUGAACCGGUUGAGUCUCUUUUCCCCCGAGGAUCGAUCGUGUGUAAGCGAUAAGAAGACCAAGGUUGUGUUAAAUGAUCAGUUGAGUGCCGGUAUGAAGUUAGAAUGUAUGCAACAAAGCAAGUUUCAGCCUGCGGCUUCAGAAAGACGGUUAAGUCAUGCUCGAGGAAAACCUGUCUUGCAGUGUGUUCCUGGACCAUAUCCUAGUUCACAGGAAAGAGUAAAAGGACAUGCGGCUCAACCUGUCCAAUCAUUUACCUCUACAUCGAGUGAGAGCCAGUGCAGAACUGAACCUACUUCAACAGAUAUGCAUUGCCGGACAUUGCUGUACCAAUCACCUUUUGAUCCACUUCUAGUUGAAAGGAUGCAAAAACCUUUUUUAUAUAGGCAUGUGGACGAGUCGAUCUUACAAGGUGAGCUAGUUGAAGCAAACAGAGAAGGUUGUAGAAGUUUUGAUCGGUCAGGUUUAGUUACUGGUUCCUCUAGAUUUGCAUCUGCAGGAAAUGAUCUUUUACUCGGGAACUUAGUCGACUUUUCAAGUGGAAAGAAUCAUUCAACUGAGCCAGCAAUUGCCAAAGACAGGAUCCCAGUGCUCAACGAGAGACGCCGGUAUUACUUUCCAGCUAGGCUAGGAGUUGAUGAAACCUUCACUGAGAAAGCAUCUUCCAUCUCAAACAAUAACGAGGGAGAGUUCGGUCAAACUGUACAUUCCCAAGUUUCUCAAGUCAAUCUGAUGAGCAACACAAUCAAUUUGUCAAAGCAGCAGAAUGGUCUGAAUCAGAACAUAAAUAUGGUUGCAAAUCCUGAUGGUUUGUGUUUACAUAACACUCAACCAAGAAUGCGACUGAUGGGUAAGGAUGUUUCUGUUGGCACAAGUUACUCAGAUAUGGUUAGAAAGGGCGAGAGGGUCGUAGCACCGACGCAUACUCACCAGAGCUGGCUAUGUCAAAGGAUAACACUUGGAAUUUCAGAAAAUUACUCACUGGAUAAGAAUUGGAACAUAACUAAAUUGUGUGAUACUUCAGAGGAUCCAUUUCCUUUGUUUUGUGAACCACAUAUCAGCUUGGCUACUCAAGCAGGAACAGCUUUUGUUCCUGAUUCAGAAUUUCCUCCCACAAUCUUGUAUCCGUGUGGUUCACUCGUGUCGUCUUGUCCAUUGACUGAUAAGGUCAAUUAG